CACGCCCGGCCCCGCCUCGUGAGGCCCGCAAAUCCCGAGGCGGCGAGGGUCGGGUUGUCUAGACUCCGGGAGGUAAUGCCCCGGAAGGCAGGGAACGUGGAAGAGGCCGAGGCGAGUGCGGAGGAGGUGGGCGCCGAGGAGGUGGGCCCUGAAGAGUACGGCGGGGAGGAGUCGGGCGCUGAGGAGUCCGGGCCGGAAGAGUCUGACCCAGAGGAGCCGGGCGCUGAGGAGGAGAUGGAGGCCGGGCAGUCGCGGCCGGUGCUGCGCUCAGUGAACUCCUGCGAGCCGUCCCAGGUCAUCUUCUGCAACCGCAGCCCGCGCGUCGUGCUGCCGGUGUGGCUCAACUUCGACGGCGAGCCGCAGCCCUACCCGACGCUGCCGCCGGGCACGGGCCGCCGCAUCCACAGCUACCGAGGUCACCUUUGGCUCUUCCGAGAUGCAGGGACAUACGAUGGGCUUCUGGUUAACCAGACUGAGCUGUUUGUGCCAUCUCUCAAUGUUGAUGGACAGCCUAUUUUUGCCAACAUCACACUGCCAGUGUAUACUCUGAAAGAGCGGUGCCUCCAGGUUGUCCGAAGCCUAGUGAAGCCUGAGAAUUACAGGAGACUGGACAUCGUGAGAUCACUCUAUGAAGAUCUGGAAGACCACCCGAAUGUAAGGAAAGACCUGGAGCGGCUGACACAGGAGCAUAUUGAAAAUCAACGGCUGGAAGGGGAGACUGAGGAUUUUAACUGAAAUUUGCACUCCUGAGUCUCAGCCUUUGAUGGUACUGACUAGUCUUAUCUACAUUUAGGACUGGUCACUUAUUCUUGGAUUCAAGGUGUCUCGUUUUCAGAGUAAAAAAUCCUCCAUUGCUUAAAGGAAAGUUAACUGACUUCACUAGGCAUUGUGAUGUUUAGGGGCAAAUAUCAAAAAUGUGAUUUAAUGCCUGCCCCUUCUAGAAGUAUUCAUCAAGUAGUUGCAUUUUUGCCUUCUAGUAAGUCAGGAAAGUUUCUUUGUAAGGACUUUUGUGUAAGUAAUUCAAUAAGAAUUGCAGCGUAUUCUUUAAUUGUGAGAAAGCAGUGGCAUCUGCUUUUAAUUGCUGUGUUGUGGUUGGUGAUGUGUCCGCCUCCCGCUUUGAGAAGACAGAGAUGUCCUUGAGGCAGGGACAAGUCUGUCUCCUCUUUGAGACCCCAGUGCCUCACACAUUAUGAGCCUUUAGUCAGUGUUUGUUGAAUGAACAAACCAGUGGAUACUUUGGUAGAAAGUGUUUGGAGGUUUUGCCCUUUUUUGGGGGGUGGGGAGGUGGGGACCUUACAGUGUAUACAGUAAACAAAUGUUUUAAAGGGAAUCACUUUUAUAGAAAGCACUUUUUAUGACUUUCUAAAUUUUGUGCUUUUCUCUGUCUGCUGUUGUAGUUCUAUUUUAUUUUAUGUUUCUAAACCAGGAUUAGCUUUCUACAGUUAUUGUAAUGAUCGCUUUUUUGAAACUUGAUGUCUGCACAGAAGAUAGGAGAAAAUAGCUGUCCUCUUGUUUAGUUCUAGUAUUAAGGAGCUACUACUGUACUGUAAAUAGGUUUUUGCUAAGUGUGGGUAUUUCUGUUACUUUUUUGAAAAUCCACUACAUUUCUGUUUGGCUUAGCAUUUUUUUUUUUUUUUUAAUGCUGCUGGUGUUAUAACAAGGGGCCAGCGGUGUUGGGGCAGUGGGGACCACUAAGGGGAGCCACUUGCAGGCUCAUCUGGACUUGCAAGGCUGCCUGGUUCAGCAUUUUUCAUCAGGCAGGAUCUGGUGACACUUUGCACCUGGCUGGAGGAGAGACAGAAGCCCUCCACCUCUUGGAAGUUACUCAUAAUAUACAUGGAUUCAGGGAGUAGCCCAAAAUGUUUUAUAGUUUUAUAAAUGUACAAAUGCUUUCUUAUAGGCUGGACUUAAAUUGAUUAACUCAAAUUCAAUACUUCUAUCAGGUUUUCUUUUCUGGUAACUAACAGUUAAAAAAAAAAUCCCCCAGUAGAGAAAAUUUUGGUAAAGACAGUAAAGUAAAAGGAAAAAAAGAUCACUAGAUACACUACUUGAAUACAGCCCCAAAACAUUUUGAACCUUUGACGUUUUUAGGGCAUCUUGUGGUUGGUUUGGUUUUCCAUAGUUGAGAUCAUACUGAAUAUACAGUUUUAUAUUCUGCCUUCUUAGUUAUAGCUUUAUAACUUAAAUAUUUUCCCAUGGCAUUAUAAGCUCUUUGUAGACAUUAGUGUAGUCUUCCGUUUAUAAGCAAUGGGAUAUUUCUUGGUAUCUGUAGUUCCCAUGCUAACCUUUGAGCACAAUUCCUGUGCUCUGAAAUCAGCGUGGAGUAAUGUCUUACUUACAGUGCCCCACAGUUUCCCCUAGACUUUGUUUCACCUCACCUUAAUCCCCUCUUUCAACUUCAGUUAAUAAAUUUGCCUUUGUUUUUUAAGCAUGCUGUAGUACUCAUUCAGUGACACAUGUCUCAGUGUCUGAUGUGUUAUUGAGCUGCUGGGUGGGAAGGAAGAAAUGCUGGGGAGCAGGCAAUGGUAUGUGUUCGAGGGUGGGAUGGGAUGGGGGAUGUCAGGAAGUCUGCUUUUGUUGGAUUCAUUCAUCGUUGGUUUAAAUUUUUUUUAACUUGUCUUUGUGUCCAAAUAAGAUUCAUGUUCAUCCUGUGAAAACAUACAGUUUGAGUACUGUGUUUUUUUGUGUUGUCCAAGGAGGAUUGAAAACCUGUAGCAUAAAUAAUAUAUGUUUUUCGUUUGAAAUCUUAUGACUGUAUUAAAUGUAUUGCUCUUAAGAGACUGAUGGUUCCUAUUUUGAGUUAAAAAAAAAAAAGCUGUUUUUGAAUACAUUAAAUGGUGCUGAGCAAAGGAAA
Molecule: messenger RNA, 2854 nt
Organism: Ailuropoda melanoleuca (giant panda)
Lineage: Eukaryota; Metazoa; Chordata; Mammalia; Carnivora; Ursidae
Gene: VHL
Product: von Hippel-Lindau tumor suppressor
Exons: 3
Coding region: 76-735 (219 amino acids)
Source: RefSeq, a predicted model, not a curated record